UCUAAUACGGUGUGGUAUCCAGUUAACAAAUGUAAUUCAGUAAAAUAACACAUUACCUAUAUCGAGAGUAUCUAAUUGUGUGUGACUGUUGCCACACGUCUGUCUCCAGCGUAAAUUUGCUGUUUCUGUCUAUAAAAAUGCAUCCUGCCCAGGUGGGACUUACUAGACAGAUUACGUACUGAUAGCUGCUAUCGCACUGUUCAGAACCCCGUACCACAGGACGUUGGGUAAGAAAUGUGUAGGCAGUAGAGAUGACAUCAUCAAAAUAUUUAACUUUCCAAUACUUGUGAAAGGAGUAAGCAGUUAAAGAAUGUUGAUACUCUUUCCUCCACCUUCAACCUGCAGGGUAGAAUAGGUUAUUGAGAAGUUCCACUUUUAUGCAUUCCCGGCCAGGCGGCCAGACCCUACAUGGUUGUAUAUGGCGGUAGUACAAAUGAUAAAUAUGUGCACUGCUCUUCAUGUUGGGCGAAUGUCUCACGACUGCUGUUGACAGCUACCUGUUAGUGACGGGAAGAGGCUCUAUACACAAGUCUAAGUAUUUACCGAACCAUGGGUAGACAGGGUUCUAUAUGCAAAUGACCCUUUUCCCCGCCUUCCAGGUGCUGUUUUUCCUUAGUGUCGACUGUUGCGUGAGCGACCAAAGAAGUGAAUUAUCUUCGCUAAUAGGCUUAUCUGCACAGACGGACUGCUGAGGAGAAACUGUGCUCGAUAAAGAGUCUGUCCUUUAGCGAGAUCACGGAGAUGCUGACGAACACGCGACGAACUCGAACCUGUUCGGUUAAGAUGCUAAAGGUGUGAAACUGUUCCAUAAAGGACGGACCGAAAAUCUUGUGACAGUGUUUUGCUAGAAUGAAGCUAUGACAGCACCUGGAAUCUUUACUUUGUUAUUAGGCUUCUUGAGAAACAUCCAGAUUCCUCAUUGUGGAGGAGGCUACUUACGGGAUUGAAGAAUGUUUCCUAUUUAUUGUGUGCAUCACAUUUGUUCUGAAAUGUCCUACUGGCUCCUUUUUUUCAUGUUUUCGUGUGGAUUAUGUAAAGCAGCUGAGGUGUUCAACUUGGACUGCACCAAUGACUACCUUAGUGACAUGACCUGUAUCUGGGAAGCUGAUGAAGGCGUUAACUGCACAACUGAGUACACACUGCUUUAUGAGAGACAAAAUAAACCUUUAUUAAAUGAAUGCAUUCCCAGCAACAGCAGAAUAGAUGAUAAUAUUCUGGACACACAGUGUGAAUGUAAUAUCAAAGAUCUCUACUUUGUUGCUGCUGAUAAUUUCUUAGUAACAGUUAUGUCUCAUGGAGAGGAGUUACUCAACAACACCAUAGAGGUUCCAGACAAAAUUAAACCAAAACCACCGUAUAACCUUACUGUUGAGAAGAAUGCAGAUGAAAAUUUUGUUCUGAAAUGGGAACAUUUUUACAAUGGAAGCUUUCUGGAACACUUUCUCAGGUUUGAGGUCAAUUACAGAAGAAAGCAAGAUCCAGAAAAGAAUUCAACUGUUCGUGAGAGCUCUAACGACAAAUCUUUCAUAAUAAUAAACAGUGAACUGGAAGCAAAAGCUGAUUAUGUUGCAAAAGUGCGUGUUAUGCCAAAGAUAAAUUAUAAUGGAGAAUGGAGUGACUGGUCUCCAUACAUUGAAUGGAACACAGAUUACACUAUUUCUUUCAAAGAUAUUUUUCCGAUUAUGAUGCCUAUGAUCUGCUUUCUACUGGUUAUUCCAAUAUUUAUGUGCUACUGUGGUAUCACUUAUGUGAAGAAAAUCUGGAGCAAGGUUCCAAAUCCAUUCUACAGUGAAGCAGCAAAAUUUCAGCUUUAUCCUGUUAGUGCUACGUAUGAUCCCGGAUACAAGAAGGAUGAUGUUAUACUAUCCUACUUCAAUUUUGAAGAUUAUCCCAAACACACCGGCAGCCUGGAUGAAGAUAACUGUAUAAUUUUCAAAGGUGAUAGAUCAUUUAAUGACAGCGUGUCUGGCUUGCUCUUUGGUUCUCAAAACUGGUUUAGUGAUCCCUUCUCAAAGUUGCUAGUAAAUCAGCAACUUAUUUUACCUGAGGAUCGUUUGUUCAACAGGCAGUCUGAAGAGCAAUUGCCUGAUAGGAAAACCCAAUUCCAAAUUAAAGAGCAAUUGUUUGAUAACUCUUCUGAAUUCCCAUUGUAUGCUUCAGAGAGUAAAUAUCCCCGCUUUGUCUGUUCCUACACAAAUCCACCCCUUCGUUCUAAAGACUGGGGUUAUCCUGAAGCAGCAAUAUCUGAGUUGCCUGAGUUAAAUCACCAUAGUUUUAAAAACUCAUCAAACAAUAUAUGUUCUUGGUCAGAUGUUCUCUUCCAUCAUACUGCACCUGAGUGUGUUACACCUGACAAAGAAAAAUAUGGGGAAAGGGAUCUUGAAAGUAGUAAUUAUAAGUCAUUUACAAGCUGCGUUGAUGAUUGUCUACCAGACAUCAAUGGUAACAAAAGCACACUAAGGAAAACAGUGAUUGUAGAUGAGAUGUCUGAAGGAAUGUGUGCAUCCUUAUGUGUAUCAGAAAUGCAUGACUCACAGCACUUUAACAGCAAGUUAAGGAUGCAUCCAUCUGGUUUGGCUGCAGACGGAUACCAGAGUUUUAAUAACCUCAUUUCUCAGCCAUUUGGACAAGAGCAGCAAGCUGUGAUAGUAGACACAAUGUUUUCUUCUCCGGCUGUGGGACGAUCAGAAAUGCCUCCAUCCAGUGAGAACCCCACAGAUGAUCUAUUGACUGGUGAUAGUAACGCAAGAUUCACCUGCAAGUCUAGUGAGAUGCUUACUAAUGAUAUGUGUUAUAGUAUAGAUGAAGAAGGAAAACUGAGAGAAGAUAUGGAGGCAUCACUGCAACACAGAGAAGCAAUGAAUGUGCAACUUCAGGAAAUGUGCCAGUCUGGUUUAACCCACUGGUCUCCAGACAAACCUCACAUUUGUAGUAGUAAUUUCAUUAGUCCUCUUUUUGCAGAGCACACAGUUGAAAACUGGACUUCCCUGCCACCAUUUAUUCCACAGUUUGGUCUUGGGGAAUAUGAUGGCACAGAUUCCCCUUCUUUGCUUACUGAUGAUAACUACCAGAGCUUUGGCAGCCUUGCCAACCCAGGGGAAGCAGAACAAAGUAAUGAGCACAGUAUCCUGAAGUCUGAUAGAAAAGAUAAUGGUUUAAGCAAAUGUGCACACGUAAACUGUUUCCAGCUUCCAAUACCGAACUUUCAUCUUCCAGUUGAUGAUAGUGUCAAUAAAUCUGACAUGGAAGUAAAAAGCCUGAAAGAGUCUAAUGAUGUACAUAGUAAUGACAGUGGGAUUUCAGUGAAAACUCCAGACAAAUCGUUAAAGUCUGACAAGAUAGCCAUUAAUAAUAUAUUGAGCAGUGUAGUGGCAAAAGCAGACUUUAUGACUGAUGCAAAGCACGAGUGCAUUUUGGAUUCAAAAGAAGUUGAUUGCCAUCAUUCUAACAGCAUUGCCUCCUGUGACUUGGGUGACAGACCAGUAGAUCAUAUAAAAAUAGGUGUAGCAUGUCAUGGAUUGGAUACAUUUGUAAGCACUGGUUACCAGGCAUCUGAAUGUGCUGUCAACAUCAAAGAUAAAAGAAGCAUAAAAGAGAACAGUGAAGACAGAUGCAAACAGAGGUUUGUUAGCCCUGAUUCAAUGUGCUCAUUUAAAAUGAAUGUUUGUCCUCAAAAGUCAGUAAAGGCACAAGAUCAGCAGCAGAUAGAAGGUAAAACUUCAGACCUGAAGUAUAAAGCUUUGCUGCCAAAUCAAGAGACAUAUUUGUCUGAUCAUGUGGAGGACAAAACUCAUCUGAAGACCCUAUUGGCUAAAUUAAGAGACAGCACAGUGAAUUCUUCCUACUCUGACGACAGACCUUUACACAUAUGCUCUGAAACAUGCUCUCAGUGUUCUACAAGAUCCGUUUGUGAUGAUUUAAACAUUGAAGCAGAUGAAACUGAUUAUUGUGAAAGUACAUGUGUCAAAGAGCACAGUGAGAAACAGCAUCUCAAAGGACAAACUGUAAGCAGUCAGUUUAUGAUGGUACCCAUUCAGGAGAGCUCUGAUGAUGAAGACAGUAUAUACAUGAAGGUUGCAGUGUUAGGCAGCCAGAGUGAUGAAAGCAGGCACAUUAAUCAUAAAAUGAUUAACUCCAAACAUAAGAAACAUUUUGGAAGACAUCUGCCUAUCAAGCAGUGGAUUUUCAAUUAACUUUGCUGUUUCCUCACCAAAAGAUGGCACUAAAUUCAACUCUAGUUGUUUGUAACCCUAAUGCAAUUGGCACUGGCAAAUGCUGACUGCUUACAUUGCAGGAACUAAAAUCAGUUUUUCAUUUAUGGCUAAUUUGUAAUAAUUUACAGCUUUUUACACAUCAUCUUUUUUAUUUCCUGAACUUUUUAACAACUCAUGAUAUUUCGCAGUUCAGUCUGGACUGUAUUAUGAUAAGGGAUUUGAAUGUUGAAAUUAAUCAGUUAUAUAAAAUCAUAUGCACCGAGAACAUGCAAAGCAUUAUUGAAUGUAAAUGCAAAUCAGUGUGUGUAAUAACUUGAAUGGAUGCCACUUUAAAUAAGAGAUUACUGUAUAUACCUCUCAACAUCUUUGCUCAAGAAUUCUGGACAAGACCAAAAAUAAUGGCGGGACAAAAGUUCCAAAAUCAGCCAUACUUUUUGUAAAUAUUACUUUAAUUCUCCUAAAAAAAUAAUAGCACACCAGGUUUUGCAUCUGCAUGCAUUUUCUUAUUAAGAAGCAUGAGACUGUAAUGUCAGGCAUUACUAACUGACUGCAAUCCUCAUUAGUUUUCCAGAAAAUCAAAACUUUUGAGAGAAAUAUGUCAAAAAUAUGAAGCAAAGUCAGGGACAUUUGAGAGGUAUGUUACAGUACAGAAGUGCAAAGUAAUAUUUAAUAUGCUGCACACUGGCUGAAACCAUAAGGCACAUGAGGCUGAACUUAUAAAUGGCUUUCUCUGAGAAGAGAGAAUUUAUGUUUGUGCAACUAGCAAGAUGGAUGAUGAGGGCUCCCUUCCAGGCACAUCAAAGUACCUUCCUGCUGCCUUCCUCCUUGUUGAAGCUCAUCUGCAAAGGCGGUAUACAAAUGUACCCCCCCACACUAGUACUGAUGUUAGCUUUGCAUGAUUAAUGAAGAUGGCAGGUAACACAGUGAAGGGAACAACUAUACUGCAAGUAUCUUGGAGUACAGGAAGUACAGAUGUUCUCAGAAGUAGAACCAAGUGAACCAGGUAUCAAGGAGGAUCUACAUACACCAGAUAUGGUAUUUUGUGGCUAAUGAUAUGCAUUGUCACGUGACAGUCAAGGACUCUGAUAGACCAGUUAUUGUAUCCUGUCCACUGUGAAGUGUACCACUGUUGCUAGAGUUGCCUAUGUGGAUGCAGGAGUUGCAUCUCAGGGCAUAAAUAUGUAACCCUGGCAAUGUCACUUAGACACUAUAACACGUCAUGUAAUCAAACUGCUGUGGUAAGCAAUGUGUAAGAAAACACUUAAGCACAGAAUGUUUGUGUUCAGGAAAACUGAAGCAGCCUGCAUUACAAUGUAUCAGACCUUCCGCUGUGUGUGUAUUAAUGCAUCCUCUGAUCUGCUGUGGACAUUUUUGUUUAAUGCAGUGCCAAGCAUCUGUGUUGCUCUCUAUUUGUCAGGAUGACUAUUCUAGUAAGUAUAUCAAACAGAUUCAUGUUUGUAUGGGUGUAGUAUGUAUGACUUAGUACGAAUGAAUGUAACCCACUGUAUUAUGGUUACAGUUGCCAUACUGCGAGAAAAUUCCUAUCUUUGCAGUCUCAAUUUCUAGACCAUGAAGGAAUGAGACGUUGGACAAGUGGACAGACCCAACACAUUUCAUGUUUCUGAUGGCUGAUUUUAAAACAGAAUGUAAAGUCCAGGGGUACAGAACUAAAUAACAUGGCGCCUAACAUACCAAGGGUACUGCAGUGAACUGCAAAUUAAUCCAAAAAAUAAAGUCCAUGUCAGACUAUUUGCUGUUCAUUUAGUAUUUACAGCAGUGUAACAGAUUA
Messenger RNA from Protopterus annectens (West African lungfish), 6003 nucleotides. RefSeq lists its product as uncharacterized. NCBI's taxonomy places the organism in Eukaryota, Metazoa, Chordata, Ceratodontiformes, Protopteridae. The coding region runs from base 951 to 4193 and encodes 1080 amino acids. Gene Ontology annotation, biological process: production of molecular mediator involved in inflammatory response; cytokine-mediated signaling pathway. Gene Ontology annotation, cellular component: external side of plasma membrane; membrane. Gene Ontology annotation, molecular function: cytokine receptor activity; protein binding. The transcript has 11 exons. The record is from RefSeq and is a predicted model, not a curated record.